AUGCUUGGACGAUCAAAUCGAAAUUCAGACCACCCCAGUCAACGUAAUCUUGUCCAAGUUUAUACAAAUUUACCUCCAGGAAUCGAUUCAAAAGUGACAGCUUAUCUCAUCUUAAUUGUCCGCCUCUUUCGCCCAAACUCGUCAUACACUGGAUCGAAGCGUGUGGAAUCGGGAAGUAAUUCUUUGAAUGACAUUUAUGUACAAGUUCGAUGGUGGGGUGAACCGGUUGCAAAGAAAUGCGCUAUAUUUUACCCCCGACUAGCGCAUAAAGUUGGACAUAAACAGGCAACAUGCACCAAAGCUCGCUACAGAAUCACCGUACCAUUAGAUCGAUUUAGUGCUUAUCUUAAAGAUAUGCGGGAACUGCGUCUGGACGUUAUUGAUAUUCGUCAUCAACGUAUUAUUGGACGUGGACGACUAGAUAGAGUUGAUCGUUUGACUGCAACUACGCCAAUUGAUACCAUUUUACCCGUUAUUAAUGAAGUUGGCGAAAAAUUGGGCGAUUUAAAUAUAUCUAUAAUGAUCGAACCAGUUUUAAAUUCAAAUUCUAAGCCCAUGGUAACACGAUUUAAUUGGAGAAAAAUAGAUCAUGAUAAAUUAUUUGAAAAUAAUAAUACUACUAUUGACAAUAAUCAUGAUAAUGUUGAUGAUAAACAACAACCAAUAGAAAAGGAUGAAAAUUCAAUGAAUUCAUUUAAACAAGAACAUGAAAUUUCACUUAAUAAUAGUGAUCAUAAUGUUAUAAAUGAACAGAUUGAUUCUAUUCAAUUUCAACAAAGUAAUGAUGUUGUUAAUGAACAUCCGGUUGAUUUAGACAUUGGAUCUCUUGAUCAAGAUAAUUAUCAUUCAUCUCAUACUGUGAAUUUACUUGAUAAUUCAAAUAAUUAUAGAUCAUGUACAACUAUUCAAGGUCAUGGCAAGGAAUUAGUCAAUAACGACAAUGAUAGUUUUUCAAUUCAUCAAGAAAAUAACAAUGAUGCUAAUUUUUCAAAAAGAGAAGAGCUGUUAUCUUUUGCAUUAGAGAAAAGUAAACAUUUACGUGAAGCAUUAAGUUGUUCAUCAAUUUUCAACCAACAUGAUUAUAAUGAGAACGAAACUGAUGAUAAGAAUAAUAUGAAUGGGUUGAGAGAAUCUCGAUCUUAUACCAGUGAUGGACGUUUCUCAGACGGUUUAACACCAAAUAAAUUACAUCAUCAUUCAAGUCCUGAUCUUCGGAGUAUCAUGUUUGAAGAUUGUACACAUAAUCAUGAUAAUCGCAUUCAUUUAGCAUCACAAUUGAAAACCAAAUCAAAUAAUCUUAAUUUAAUAAAAUAUAUUCUUGACAAUGAAUCAUUCGAUGAUCCAGUUCAAGUCACUACACACAAUCAUCAUAAUCAUCAUCGUCAGCAUCACGCUAAUUGCAAAAAAUGUGUGCAUUUAGAAAAUUUAAUGUUCACCAAUGGUAAUAAUUGUGAUCUAGUUGUGGAUCAGGGAAUCGGUGUCACUCAAAACUAUCCGUUGUCAAAGAAUAACAUGAAUGUUCAAUUUGGAAAUUCAGAAUAUGUAAAAGAAGAUGAUGAAUUAAUUGAAAAUUUAUUAUAUAACAAAGAAAAUUCUAUCGACGAAAAUGAAUUGUUGAAUUCAAAUAAUUUAUUCAAGCAAUGUAAUAACGUACAAUCAUUAAAACAGGAUACUUUGAAUGGAAAAACUAUGAACCAACAUUGUCCGAAUAAUUUAUCUAAAUCUGGUUGUACUCUGAAAGGAGCCAAUUUACACCUUAAAUGUUUAAGUUUAUGUAGAAAAUAUGCCGAAAAUAAAAUUUCCAAUGUUGUUAACUCUUCUAAAUCUACAUUGUAUGAAACAUCAAGAAAUCCAACAAAACUGUCAUUACAAAAAUCUCAUCCAAUGUCAUUAUCACCAGUAUUGCCAUUUAAUAAAGUUAAAUCGAAUGACAUCAAUACUUUAUUGGACGGUAUUUUUAUGGAGUUAGAAAUAUCUGUUCCAACGUUGUCAUCGUUAUCAUCAUUCAAUAAAAUCGGUGGUACAUGGACUACAACUAGUUUCACAUUAUCUACAGAAUUACGUAAUCAGUUUGAAAUUAAAUCAGCUAAACGAAAACAACAAAACGAUGAUGCAUAUGUUAAUUUUUAUUGUCUAACAAAUAAGAAAAUAAAUAGUUCUAAUGAUGCUUAUGUUCAAGUCGAUUUCAAUCAUCGAUCAUGUUCCAAUGAUAAAGUCAAUACUCAUGACAAUCAUAUUCGUUUACGUUUAUUUCGUUUAAGUAAUCCUGUAAAAGAUGAAGAUACUACACAGUGGGAAUCAGAAUUGAUUGGUGUGAAUUUUGUCAAUCCAGAUGAAAUUCGUUCAAUUAUCUUAUCGAAUGUACAUUUGAAUUCAUCUAAUCCUACAACUCCCUUAUAUAUUCAUCUAUGUUCUGGACAAAAAGUGAAAACUAAUCAUUCAAAUGUGAUUGGUCGUUUAGAAUUUGAAGUAGAACCAAUUUGGAAUACCAAUGUUACAUCGAGAAAUCAAAUGAAUAUCAACAUGUUGAAAAAAGAUAAUGAAUAUUUGGGGUCAAUUCAAAAGUCUAUGAAAAAUGAUGAAUUUCAUCCAGUUCAAAAUUCAAUGUAUCAUAAACCAGAUGUUACGAAAGCAAUAGUUUCGUCAAAUACUGUCAUAUUAAAUACAAUUCUACAUAUAUCAGAAGGUAAAGAAUUAAAACUUUCAAAUAAUUAUCAUAAUAAACAAUUAUUAACAUCAAAAUAUAUCACGAAAUUGCCGAAUGAUUGUAUUAUGAUUGAACAUUCUUAUUUAAUUGUACGCUUACCUUGGUGUCACCAAAUUCACUCAUCAUCCGAUUUGUCGACGAUUAACUUAGAUCAAUAUCAUUCAAAUGUUGCCUGGUUAAGUGGAUCAUGUCCACAAUAUGCAUUCACCAUUAGAUCACAAUGUUUAUUAAAUCAGAAAUCAGUUACUCGUUUGGUCAAAUCAUCUAUUGUUUUAGAGGUGUGGUCUAAAUGGAUGAGUGGCUUACCGGAUCAUUUAAUUGGACUUGUGAAGAUUCCAACAGAUCAACUGGUAAAACUUUAUGCUCAUUACGAUUUGAUUACAUCACAAAUAUGGUGGCAUUCAAAUAAUGUGAUACAAAGUUUAUUGAAGGCACAACAUCCGAUGAUUCCUGUGGAAACAUGGUUGCCAAUAACUGAUCCAUUCUCUGGUUGUGAAAACGGUCAAAUUCAUGUUCUACUCGCUGUUGGUACACAAGAACAAAUCGAUAAUUUAUUAACACUACAAAAUUUGAAAUGUACUAUUGAUGUGGAUAAUAAUACCAUUAUGAAUGCAGCAGAUCAAAGUAGAAAAAACGGUAUUAUUGAAUGCAAAGAGAUUAUGAAGGAUAAUUUAUGUGUAGAUUUAACAGUUGAACAUAGAAUCGGUAUAACCAUUGAACAGUUGAUUGAUUUCGAUCCACACAUCCCACUUCAAUAUGAUUCAAAUUAUAAUGGAGCUGUACCAUGGGGUGAUUUAGAUUGUUAUGUUCAAUAUUUUUUUCCCACUGAUACAAAAGCUAAAUGUUUAGCUAGCACUCGCACCACUACUCAAAUGCUUAAUAAGCCACCUAUGAUAACUAAUAAUACUAUUCAAGAAAAAGCUGAGAAACAUAUCUCCUGUGAAUUCAUAUCUGAAAAUUCAUUGAAAAACAAAGAAAACGCAUCAUCAUCUACGAUAAAAUCGCCACCGUCUUCCUCAUCAUCAUAUUGGAGUCACACACAUAGACUGUGUACAAAUUUACAAAUAACUUCAGAAUCACAAAAUAAGAUGGAUUUAAUCAGGCCAAAAAUUGAAACGGAAUUUAUUCAGUGGAUUUUAGAUAUGUUGACUCGUGCAGAUUUUGAAAGUAAUAAAUUAAAUUUGAAGCGAGGUCUAUUAAUUGAACUUUGGUUACGUAUCUAUUCACCUAAUCUACAUGAUUGUUUAGCUGCGAAAGGAUAUAUUCCAGAAGAAUUAUUGUGCAAAUUAAUUCGUAAAAAUAAGCCAUUAAAAUGUAGAGACGAUGAAGAGGAUGAUCGAAACCAUGAACAUAAUCAUCAAUCAAUAAAAUUUUGUAUUGAUCUGUAUGAUGUGAACAGCAGUAGUGGAUUUUUAAAUGGGAGAUUACAAAUUAGUAUGGAUUAUUGUUAUAACAUCACCAAUCAUUGUUCUAUAAAAUUUGAUAACACAUUAACCAAGUCAUUAACAACACAACCUACAAAUCUGUUUAACAAACAAUCUAUUCUAAUUUCAACUUCAUCAAAUCAACCAAUUCAUAAUUCAAUAUUAAUUCUACCAAGUCAAACACAGUUUAAUCAUCGUAUUCAAAUAUGUUUAGAUGGAAUAAGUGGAAUAAAUUUAUCAAUAAUGAAGCAUUUUAAUGAAAUAUCUUAUUCAUCAAAUAGAACAAUUCAUGCACGUUUACAUUGUUUAUUAUUAAUACCAAAUGAUAAAAGAUAUUCUCAAUCAAUAAUUAAUGAAUUAUAUCAUGGUUAUUUAAUUAAAUCUGUUAUUAGUUCACCAAUAUAUAAUUCAUAUUAUACAAUGGAAUUAAAUUGUAAAUUAGAUUUACAAUUACCUACUUCUUGGUUUAUUGCAUAUCAACAAUAUAAUUAUCAACCUAAUUUAAUAAAUAAUCAAAAUAAUAAUAAUAAUAAUAAUCAAUGA
Messenger RNA from Schistosoma bovis, 4674 nucleotides. The record is from the annotation of a GenBank genome assembly. Lineage: Eukaryota; Metazoa; Platyhelminthes; Trematoda; Strigeidida; Schistosomatidae.